Messenger RNA from Motacilla alba alba, 1802 nucleotides. RefSeq names its product TNF receptor superfamily member 25 (gene TNFRSF25). NCBI's taxonomy places the organism in Eukaryota, Metazoa, Chordata, Aves, Passeriformes, Motacillidae. The transcript is spliced from 6 exons. Gene Ontology annotation, cellular component: plasma membrane. Gene Ontology annotation, biological process: signal transduction. Gene Ontology annotation, molecular function: protein binding. The record is from RefSeq and is a predicted model, not a curated record. The coding region runs from base 101 to 1474 and encodes 457 amino acids.
GGCACCCUGCCCGGGCACUGAGCUGCCCCGACACCCCCCUGCACCUGCUGCCCCGCUCCCCUCACCGCCCCGGCAUGACCCAGCCGCAUCGGCCACAAGGAUGAAGCGUUGCUGCCCUGGGGUGGCUUGGGUGACCUUGGCAGCGCUCUGGCUGGCAGCCAGCGAAUCGCAGCCCCCAGGGUGGCGGGACCGCGCCGUGCUGAGAAGGCAGCGAGUCCCGGUGCAGCCGCUCCUCCGCCUGCGGAGACAUACCGACAGACGCCAGUGCCCUGACGGCAUGAACUGGGUCGAGACUGCUCACCAGUGCUGCCGUCAGUGUCCCGCAGGUGAGCGCUGCCCGGUCCGUGUGGCAUGGCACGGCACACCGUGGCACGGCAGGUGCAUUGCUCCAGGUGGCCGUGCUCCCUGUCACCCCACUGUCCCUGCAGGGACUUUCCUGUACGAGCCCUGCAAAAGUCCUGAGAAUGGCAGCGUGUGCCGCCCCUGUCCCGCCGGCACCUUCCGCACCCAGCCCAACACCCUCAGCGAGUGCCAGGCUUGCUACGAGUGUGACCAAGACGCUUUCCAGAGCGUGCUGAGCAACUGCUCGGCCACCAGCAACAUCGCCUGCGGCUGUGAGCCCGGCCGAUUCCGUGUCUGCAUCGACCAGCUGUGCACCGAAUUCUCUUGCCAGAAGUGCCGGUCCUGCACCGGACGCCUCAUCCAGCGACCCUGCUCAGAGGUGCAGGACGCGCUUUGUGACAGCAGCUGCAAGCCUGACUUCUACAAAGACGGUGACGAAUGCCGGCCAUGUCACAUGCGCACCGUGGACUCGUGUGGCAAAGAGUGCCAGCAAGUGUGCGGCAGCAACAGCAACCAAGGCUCAGGUCUGGAGUACAUCCUGCUGGGACUCACCGGGCCUCUCUUCCUGGGUGCCCUGGCCAUCUACCACAAGAGGAAGAGGCUCUGGCAUGAUGCCCUGGCAGGUGGUCCUUACCCCGCGGCACAGGCCGCCACCUCAAUGGCCGGGGCUGCAGCCACACCAUGGUACCACACCACCCCCCGGAUGUGGAACAAGCUGCGCCCAGCCCAGCCAUGCUCCCUGCAGAGGCCAGAGCGUGCCACCGGCACAGCAAAGAAGAGCUUCAAACAACAGGAGGCCUUGCUGCGUGAGCCACCCAGCGAGGAAGGGGAGCCCUCUGCACCCCCGGAGCCCCGCGGUGCCUUGCUGCAGGGCAGCCAGCUCUACGCCGUCAUCGAUGUGGUGCCGGUACGGCGCUGGAAGGAGUUCAUGCGGAUGCUGGAGCUGCGGGAGGCAGAGAUUGAGCUGGUGGAGCUGGAGGUGGUCCACAUCCGUGACCAGCAGUACGAGAUGCUGAAGCGCUGGUGCCAGCAGACCAGCGCCACGCUGGACCACGUCUUUGCCGCCCUGGAGCGCAUGGAGCUGGCCGGCUGUGCCGAGGCACUGCGCCAGAGUCUGCCCGUGGGACCCUGAUCCCCAGCGUCAGCACCCUGGCACAGGGAGGUCCCAGCACCUCCACAUCUCACUGGGCACCUCAUCCCAGCCACACCCCUAAGUAUUGUUACUUAUGCCGUGUAGACAUUUUAUGUCAGUUUUAUGUCCCCUUCCCACCUGCCUGUUCCCUCUAUUUAUGUCCUCCUGCUCCCAGGACCGGGAGGACCCCAUGCCCCAGCACAUCGGCUGCCCAGCCACUCGCGGGACGAGCGGGCACCGAGCCCACCGCGAACCCAUGGGAUAGUUCUCAAGGCUGCCCGCUGCCGGGCGCUCCUUCCCCCUCCCCAAUAAAGUGGUGUGUUCUCCA